AUGGAGCUGGAGUCAAUCUACGCAUGUGUCCACAUUGCGGGCGCACCUUCAAGAGAACCGAGCAUCUCGAGAGGCACGUCAGAACACAGGCUAGCCGAGCAUGAGGGCGACGUACCAUCACCUGAACCUGCGCAAGGGAAUGUGACUGUAGUACAACAAAGGAAUGACAGCAUCGCCGACCCAGACUUGGCUGCAGCUGUGUCGCUCUCUGGCCUGAGUGUUGACCCAUGGUUUUGUGCGAGAACACAGCAGCCGAUGCAGCUCCCCGUUGCUGUUCCUCAGACAGUAGACGAACAAGUGCAACACCAAACAAGUGCAGACGACGGCCAAUUCGUUCCCAACUUUCUGUCACCGCAGAUGCUCGACAGCGGCGUUGACUUUGACACCCACUUUCGCGAGUUCACCAGUUUCCUCGACGGUGUCGGUCUCUCUGCAGAGUGGAGCCCCUUCUUCGGCGACCCUGACAGGCAUGAGGAACCCAUCGACCCCAGGCUUACGCAAGAAAACAAUGAAGAGACCUCGCCUCGGCAAGGAGCUCCAACCCGAGCUGGAACACCGUUCAGCUCGUGGCUUCCUUCUGCACCCACGGGUAAUCGGAUAUCCAAUUAUGUCUCUGACACAGAUAAUCCAAGGGCCAUUGACCCCGAAACACGGCCUUUCAAAGUCACCGAAGAGCAGAGAUCGAAGCUCAAAGCAUCCAUCCUUGAUCACUCGCAUCUCCUGGACCCCUCUUUCUGUGUCCCAUCGAGACACGCUCUCACGCGUUACGUGACCUCUUUCUUCGGCGGCUUUCACACACAUAUGCCAUUCAUCCACAUCCCGACAUGGCAGAUCAACGAUCAUUCACCUGAGCUAAUCUUUGGUAUCGCGGCCAUCGGAGCGCAAUACUGCUUCGAGUCGAGGGCGUCAGAAAGGCUUUUCUUUGCUGGAAAAGCGCUGUUGAUGGAAAGGCUGAGAAAUGGUUCGGACUCAUUUGGUCUCUCAACGCUUCCCAUACCACAUGUUACUUCUCAGAGUGGUCGGCGUGGCGAUACGGAGGCUGAUUCGGCAGUCGAGACCAUCAGGGCCUUGAUUACGCUCAUGGGCUUUGCGACUUGGGAGCCCAAGGCACCAAUGGUCCAGGAGUCCUUUGUGUUGCAAGGUAUUCUUACUCAAGUCUUGCGAAACUCUGGUCUUGAAGACGUCGAUGAGCCCGCAUCGCCAACACCAUCAGAUCAGCCAAGUGAUGGUAACUCAUUGUGGCAUGAAUGGAAGACGUGGAUCAAGCAAGAGUCAAACAGACGCUCCAAGCUCAUCGGCUUCUCUUUCCUUCAUACGCACAGCAUCGCAUACAAUGUCUACCCAACACUCCGUAGUAACGAGAUUGGUCUCCGACUACCAUGCUCUACAAAGGAAUGGAAAGCCCCGACACCAGCGUUAUGGCGCGCUGCAACAAAAGAGAUUCAGGAGCCACAGCUGUUCUUCCGAGAAGCGUUAUCAUUACUGCUUAAGAACAAGAAUGACACAGCGCCACUACUGCCGAUUCCUACGCCAUUGGGUAACUAUGUCCUGCUCCAUGGACUACUCCAGAGAAUACACAUCGUGCGAGAUCUGAGCCUUCCGAUCGCCAGCAGCUCAGCUGUCCUUCCGAGUGAAGAGGUUGAGAAACUCGAACGAGGCUUGCGCUCGUGGACUUCUUGCUGGCAACAAGCACCAGAGUCAACCCUCGACCCAAACAACGAGAACGGACCGAUCCCCUUCACUUCCAGUUCUCUUCUGUCACUAGCGUAUGUGCGCAUAUAUCUGCACUUGGGCCCCUACAGACAACUCGAGACACGUGAUCCGCAACGCAUCGCAAAUGCCAUCGCAAGUAGUCCCGAUAUCGAGAGGAGUGACGGUGUGAUUGCCGCACUCCUCUACUCAGCGCACAUGAUCGGUAUCCCAGUCAGACUCGGGGUUGAUCGAGUCGCCCGAAGCCAGGCUUUCUUCUGGAGCGUAAGACAUUCACUGUCUGGCCUCGACUGCGCAGUAUUGUUGAGCAAGUGGUUAUCGAAGCUUGGAGAAACGAUUGCUGAGCAUCCGCUGAGUGACAGCGAAGACAGGAUCUUACACUGGGUGAGAUGCAUCGUGGAGGAGGCAUACACGGUCGUCGAUUUUGAUCAAGGCGUUGACACGGAUAACCCAAGUCUUCUUGACUUCCGAGAUCCAAGCAACUUAUCCCUGGCAGUUUUGAAGAUAUGGGCACACUUCUUCAAAAGUAACACACAAUGGCCAUUCAUCAACAUAAUUGGUGUUGGACUGGAAAAGUACAGGGAAAUACUUAUUCACAAGAACUUUGGCUGA
Molecule: messenger RNA, 2322 nt
Organism: Fusarium mangiferae
Lineage: Eukaryota; Fungi; Ascomycota; Sordariomycetes; Hypocreales; Nectriaceae
Exons: 5
Coding region: 1-2322 (773 amino acids)
Biological process (GO): DNA-templated transcription; regulation of transcription by RNA polymerase II
Cellular component (GO): chromatin
Molecular function (GO): zinc ion binding; DNA-binding transcription factor activity, RNA polymerase II-specific; RNA polymerase II cis-regulatory region sequence-specific DNA binding
Source: RefSeq, a predicted model, not a curated record